GGGCGAGAUCGUAUCUUUAACAGAACCCCGGGUGAAGUCAUGCUGGCAGUCCAAAGACCAAGCUACCAGUCAAGAGGCCCGCGGUUUGAACAGCGCCUUACAGUGAAGUGCAUCCGGAAACCCACUACAGAUUAGCCUCAUCCGAGGAUUCCGAGACUCAGCCCGGAUCCUUCUCCACCUACAAGCUUGAAAUGAAAAGCGGGAGCCCUGGAGCCUAGACCCAGGGGUGACCUGCCACCCCCGUGCGCACCGAGCCCCGCCCGCCUGCUAGCCCCUCCGCGCGGCGGCCAAACCCCGGCGUGGAUUUGGGAGCGUGCGCGCGGCGCAGUGGGCAUGCGCGAGCGCGCCGGGGCGGGCGCUGUGGGCUCAGUGACCGCAGGAAGGCGCCCGCGACCGCCGCCUCAGGGGCCGCGCCUCCCUCGCCUCUCUCUGGCGGCCUGUCUGCCGCGUCCACACCGACCGCGCCAGGCGCAGGCGCAGGCGCAGCCCCCGGACCCGAAGCUGCUGCUCCCAGGCUGUCGCGGUGACCCCGCCCCCGGGCCCAGGAUGUGAGGCCCGCCCGGCGUCCCCGCGGCGGGCCGGGGUGGUCAGGGGCCCGCGGGCGCCAUGGAGGGCGUGCUGUACAAGUGGACCAACUACCUGAGCGGUUGGCAGCCUCGAUGGUUCCUUCUCUGUGGGGGAAUCCUGUCCUAUUAUGAUUCUCCUGAGGAUGCCUGGAAGGGUUGCAAAGGGAGCAUCCAGAUGGCAGUCUGUGAGAUUCAAGUUCAUUCCGUGGACAACACUCGCAUGGACCUCAUCAUCCCCGGGGAACAGUACUUCUACCUAAAGGCCAGAAGUGUGGCAGAGAGACAGCGGUGGCUGGUGGCUCUGGGAUCUGCCAAGGCCUGCCUGACGGAUAGUAGGACUCAGAAGGAAAAAGAAUUUGCAGAAAACACUGAAAACCUGAAAACCAAAAUGUCGGAGCUAAGGCUGUACUGUGACCUCCUUGUUCAACAAGUAGAUAAAACAAAAGAAGUGGCCACAGCCGGCGUCACUGACUCUGAGGAGGGCAUCGAUGUGGGAACGCUGCUGAAAUCCACCUGCAACACGUUCCUGAAGACCUUGGAAGAAUGCAUGCAGAUUGCAAAUGCAGCCUUCACCUCCGAACUGCUCUACCAUACACCCCCAGGGUCCCCUCAAUUAGCGGUGCUUAAGUCCAGCAAGAUGAAACAUCCUAUCAUACCAAUUCAUAAUUCUUUGGAAAGGCCGACGGAGUUAAAUAGUUGUGAAAAUGGGACGCUAAGUAUUGAAGUAAAUGGUGAUGAAGAAAUCCUAAUGAAAACCAAGAGUUCCUUAUAUUUGAAAUCCACAGAGGUAGAUUGCAGCAUCUCCAGUGAAGAAAACACCGAUGAUAAUGUGACAGCCCAGGGUGAGAUAAUGAAGGACGACGGAGAGGAAAACCUGGAGAGUUGUGGCAAGGAUCAGGCACAGCCCGGAGCAGAAUCAGUUUGCUCGCCAGAACCUCCCUGGGAAGACAAUGAAGAAGUUAUUCCAACUUUCUUCAGCACUAUGAAUACCAGCUUUAGUGACAUUGAACUUCUGGAAGACAGUGGCAUUCCCACAGAAGCAUUCUUGGCAUCUUGUUAUGCGGUGGUUCCAGUACUAGACAAACUUGGUCCCACAGUGUUUGCUCCUGUUAAGAUGGAUCUUGUUGGGAAUAUUAAGAAGGUAAACCAGAAGUACAUAACCAACAAGGAAGAGUUUACUACCCUCCAGAAGAUCGUGCUGCACGAGGUAGAGGCGGAUGUAGCUCAGGUCAGGAACUCAGCAACGGAAGCCCUCUUGUGGCUGAAAAGAGGUCUCAAAUUUCUAAAGGGAUUUUUGACAGAAGUGAAGAAUGGGGAAAAGGAUAUCCAGACAGCACUGAAUAACGCAUACGGCAAAACAUUACGACAACACCAUGGCUGGGUAGUUCGAGGGGUUUUUGCGUUAGCACUGAGGGCAGCGCCAUCCUACGAGGACUUUGUGGCUGCGCUAACCAUAAAAGAAGGCGACCACCAGAAAGAAGCUUUCAGUGCUGGGAUGCAGAGGGACCUCAGCCUUUACCUCCCUGCUAUGGAAAAGCAGCUGGCCAUACUGGACACGUUAUAUGAGAUCCACGGGCUGGAAUCUGACGAGGUGGUGUGACAGCCACAGGACAGCACCUCCUAACUUCAGGGAAUAAAGUCUGCUAACGUGUUUGUUGCCCUAGUUAAUUUCCAGCAACAGCUUUGAUAUGCUCCAGCACCUUUCCUCGGGAAGAUGGACAUGAGGAAGUCCUAGUGCUUAUAUUUAGAAUUGUUUUAAUGCAUAUGUGUUUCAUGUGUUUAAAAAUCAAGGUGCUAAAUAUUUCAACAGGCCUACUGGAAACCAGAUCAUCACUGUCCCAGACUUGAGUAGCAGGCAGUAAGAGCAAAACUGACAGAUGAAUUUGUUAGGAUCACACUUAAAUUGUUCUGUUUCAGUUACAAGUUUUAUUGGGCCACCCAAACCCAAGCAGUAUGCAGGACUAUAAUAUAAAGCCAGUGUUUAAAAUAGCUUAGAGGUUGACUGGGCAUCAGAGGGAGUGUAAGCCCCAUUAUUGAAAGACUUGCUGUGUAAGAGUUUGCUAUUCCUUGACUUUCUUGAGUGGAUCCCUCUCUGUCCCUCUGCUGAUGGAAAGGGCUAUGUAGUGAAGACAUUUGGGCAGUUGUGGGAAAACAUUGACAAGGACUGCUAUGCCUAUUGUCAUAUGGGACAGUGGCUCAAGAGGAUGACCUCAGCCCAUGCAUGAGAACAGAAUAGAAAGGAGGGGUAAGUGAUUUGGGUGAACAUGCCACUCUUUGCCAAUACAAUACAUUUCCUGUGUGUUAUCUGAAUUGGAUAUCAUAGCAAAACAGCAAUCUUAAAGAGGGUAUGUAAUCCUAUUUCACAAGUAAAGUUUACAAUAAGGAGGUCUUUUCACAUUUGUGGAAUAUCUUGUUUCUGGUGAUUUUAUUUUUAUUUAUUUAUUUAUUUUGCCUGCUUCAUUGAUUCUCUUCAGCAAAAGAGCCAGGUAGCUUCCAAAUGUGAUAUAGAUCACCUCUGUAUUGAAGUCAAAUGAUGUGCUGUUUCAAAGAACAGAGUCCUAGGACAUACCUGAAGAACCCAGAUCUGGAGGAAAGACAGGAAGGAAUGCCCCUGUGGGUAAACCUUUCUAAGUGACACUCAAGUAUAUAAGGUUAAAGAGCCAAUUUCCCACUUGAACCCUAGUUUACAGAAUUCCUAGUCUUCUGCAGAAACCAAAUAAAACACCCUCCUUCUAGAGGGAGGAGCUGUCAUUCAAGUAACAUAAUUAAAUGGAGAGUGAGUAGACCAACAGCUGGGGUAACAGCUUGUGGCAUUCUUCUAUAAAGAGAGACAAGAUGCCCUGUCUCCCAGAAAUGGACCAAGCUGCCUACAGCAUGCAUAGGGAAGAAGCCAUGACUGCCUUCCCCAGUAGAGGCUGCUUCCUCCUAGCAACAAGAAGAGUCGCUCCAGCAUAAGCAGUCCCCUGAAGAAAAUGAGCCCUUUGCCAGGCACAGGUACAGGGAGUGGCUGUGCACACUGCUUUUGUUGCUGUAUACACUAGGGCUCUGCAGAGAACUAUGCAGGAAAGGUACUAAUUUUGUCUUUUGUCUGUCUUUAAACACGUGGGUAUUUUCUCAAUGUAGCAGUAGAGUGGCCACAGAGGCACCUGUAGGCCCAGCUACUCAGAAGUAUGAGGGUGCAGUAUUAUUUGAGCCCAGGAUUUGGAGGUUAAGAGGAGGUUUGCCUCUUUAAAAUACUUUGAAUAAAAUUUUAAGCCAAGCAAGCAUUUGGCCAUCAUGAGAAGUUCUAGAAAUUAAACUUAGGGAAGGGAGGAGUGGGCUGGACUAACUCACAGUUUGCUACUUUGCUCUUGCAAGAGUUUCUCAAGGAUCCUCUUCUCUGGCUAAUGGAAAGGGGCAGGGCUGGGGCAUACUUAGACCUCUGCCAUUGACAUAGCCUCUAAAGUCAGAAAAAGAAAAAUAGCCAACCCUCUUGUCUCUGAGGGUGGGUGUUUUGGGCCAUGUGCCCUUGGUGGGUUCUGCUACCAGGAAGUUGACAUUAAGCAUGGCUGUGAUACGCAGCUGCAGAUGCCUCUGUGAUCUCUAGAGUCUGAGAACAUCUCAGUCCUGGUCCUCAUUAAGGCCCCAAGUGCACACAGAAGGAGAGCUGCCUUGUAGGCAGUCUGAGUUUGUAAGUUCAUUUCACCUGAAUUAGUAGUUCUUGGUUUCUCAUUUUAGUUAAAGCUAUUUUUUUGUCUGAUUUUUAUUUACUUUCUAAGAAAUAAGAAAAGGAGCCUGAGCGUGCUCCCUGGAGCCCUCCUUCCCCAAGAGCCCUGGUAUUCCUAAGCUACAUUCACCCUGACAGGGGAAGAACUGGUCUGUUUGUUGACAGGAUGUUUACCUUCUCUUUGUUGUUAACAGUUUUUGAAUUAUUUUCCUUUCACGAUCUUGAGAAUGAGAAUAGGGAAUGUUUCUUGCUAGAGAGCAGCAGAAUUGACUGAGUAGUACUGGCUGGCCACCUACGGAGCACAGUCCCACGGUCCAUCAGUCCGCCCUUCACCGUCACCCAGUGAAGCUCAGGCUGGCAUCAGUAUGUGUGUUGAACUGAACAAAGGCUUUUUAAUUGUCUUAUAUCUUUUGAAAAUAGAUCUGAUUAUAAUUAAAACCUAUUGAUAUAUGCUGACAUGAGGAAUAUCUUUAAGGGAAGAAACCAUCUUGUAACUGAGGCAGAGUUGACAGCUCUUGGCACAGCCCAGAAGGGAGCCCAGAAGGUACUGUAGGAAUGUAGUGGCUUGUUACUAUGUCCAAAUCACUCUUAAGCAUGAAAGCAUCCCCCCAGUGUCACUUACCAUAGUGGGGAACAUCGGGAUGCCCUCCUUCAGCCUUGCAGCUUUCUCUUCUCUGCUGCAGAGCAUUGCUAGCAGGGACCCCGCCCCCACCAGCUUGCCAUAGUGACUUCCUUUCCCAGCUCUUGCUUCCCCUUCUUCAGCAGCCUGCCCCACCAGUCCGGGAUCUGUUAUAUACCUAGGGCAGUCGCCAUAUUCACAUUGGUAGCUGUAAGGUAGGGGAAAGUCAGCGUGGGAGAGCUGAGGACCACAGGAAGGCGCAUCCUCUGCUUCGAUUGCUCCCUGUGCAGUUAGUGCAGUCAGCGUCUGCAUCUGUCUGCGGAGGGAUUUCAGGUACAAGUGCAUGGUGAGGUCCAUAAACACAGGGCACUGUAGCUGAAGAACUCUAAAGAAAACUAGGCCAGCUGUGUGUGUGUGUGUGUGUGUGUGUGUACAUAAAGAGAGAUUGAGAUUUCAGACAAAGUAGCAGAAGUCAGAGGGAAGUCAGAGGGUUGUGAGCAAUACAAGGUAUAAGGCAUUUUGGAGACUUUAUGGAGAACUUUUUUUUAAUGUAUUUCCUACUAGACCACUAUGUCCUUCAGGCAUGGGGCUAUGUCCUGUUGUGUUUCUGAAUCAUCAGUUUAAACCACUGCUUCUGAUUUAGUCACAGGUUUACAACAGUUCAAAUCCCUAUCCUCAUGCUUCAUUUCACUACCAAUCAUUUUUAAAUUUGGAGCUGUCUGGGUGUAGAAGUUCUGAGUAAUUGCAGUAUGUAUUGGACCGUCACUUUGAUUGAUGAUCUAUUGUGUUUGGGCAUAGAGAGACAGACCCAGGAAGCUUUGUGACACUGUGCAGUCUACAUGGUUGUGUGCAUUAGAUCCAUCCUGUGACAUGCACAUGUGUUCUACUUCCAUGGGACCCUUUGUAACCUGUAAAAGCUUACUCGGAGUUACACAGUAAUGACAUCAAUAGCCACUAGCUGUCUAAUGGCAUUUGAAGACUUUGUCUAUGACAAGGUUGUAGAUGUAGUACAUUAGUUGAGGGUCCUUCACUGCACACUAGCCCUUCCCUGUGAAUUAUCCCCUAUCCAACCCUGCCUAGACUGUCCUGCAGACCAUUUGCAUGAUUUCUUGCUAUACAGUUGCAUUUGGGAACUCUAGGGCAUGAUUACCCAGUCACUGGUAAUGCCUCUAGUACAGAUGUCGCAUGCAUUGAUCUCUCUUCUCCAUUGUCUAUAUAUAGCCUUUAAUGGAAAGGAAAAAUGCCACUACUCUGCAAUGCAAAGUUUUCAGAAUUCUUGUAAAUUGUGAAUCCUUGAGCUAGUCGAGCUGUAUGGGGACAUCCUGCUUGUUUUAAAUGUCUUAUGUAGUUAAAGUACGGUCAGUAUCCUCCCUUUACACAUACCUUGUGUAAGGUGGUCCCCUCACCCUGGAGUGGGUGGUUCCAUCAGCCGUGGGAUGGAUGGCUUCAUUACAUCUCAUCCACAGAGAGCCCCACGUGUGUCCAUGUGCGGGUGGGGUCAGUGAAGAGCAGGGUGAUGUAGAUGGCUGCUGAGCCAGCCUCAUGGCGCGGGGGUAACGGGUGGUCCCUGUGCCGUGAGAAUUCCACUAGAAUGUCAUUAAACAGCCCAACUACCUCAUGUGAAAUUGGCUGUGGACAAUCUGUGUUUGAUGAGAAAUGUGUUUGCAGAAAUUUAUUCUGGUUAAUAAGUUGAACAGUGCAGUGUCUUUAUGAAAAAGAAACAUGUUAUACCAGAUGCCAAAGGCUAAACUACACAUAGAUUUUUCUCAGAUUCAUUUCUAUGUUAAUGUUUAUUACACAGUCUGUAUCCUUAUGAACAUUUGUUGUUUUGUAGAGCCACAUGCUUUGGAUAUCUGUCACAAUCACCUCUUGUCCCUCAGUAUUUUGAAUGAACAUCAUAAUGCUGAUAGGAACCAAGUUAAACUACGAAAAUGUCAAAUAAUUUGUGGCUUCUUAAUUUAACGGACCUUUCCUUAGAAAUGUAUUGGAGCCUUUUAGGACCAAUUGUGGAGUGAAAAUCUUGUGUGCAGAUGUGUCUGCUUCGCUUUCAAAGUUGUUAUUCCUGUAUUUCAUGAAAAGUGGGCCAGGGGUGAGGGUUUUACUUUCUUUGGAGAAUGUUUGAAAACAUCUGUCAGAUUUUUAUAUUCAUUAGUUAAAAUAAACAUAUUUUUAGAGUAUUUUAUUAAA
Molecule: messenger RNA, 7078 nt
Organism: Apodemus sylvaticus (European woodmouse)
Lineage: Eukaryota; Metazoa; Chordata; Mammalia; Rodentia; Muridae
Gene: Plekha8
Product: pleckstrin homology domain containing A8
Exons: 14
Coding region: 607-2166 (519 amino acids)
Biological process (GO): ceramide transport; intermembrane lipid transfer
Cellular component (GO): cytosol; membrane; cytoplasm
Molecular function (GO): ceramide 1-phosphate transfer activity; ceramide 1-phosphate binding
Source: RefSeq, a predicted model, not a curated record